This is a messenger RNA of Lotus japonicus, 3382 nucleotides long. RefSeq lists its product as uncharacterized. Lineage: Eukaryota; Viridiplantae; Streptophyta; Magnoliopsida; Fabales; Fabaceae. Gene Ontology annotation, molecular function: protein binding. The coding region runs from base 365 to 2704 and encodes 779 amino acids. The record is from RefSeq and is a predicted model, not a curated record. The transcript is spliced from 16 exons.
ACAAAUAAAGUAGGUAAUGAUUAUGUUUCUUUUUCCCCAUAUGUAGCGUUUUAAAUAAAAUGUCUUCUAACUAUACAUCUACAUCGGGUGCUUACAUGACUAAGACCCCCGUUUGGAAAAACAACUUAAUUAAAUGCUUAUGAUCAUAAGUGACCAUAAACACUUAUGACAUAAGCACUUAUUCAUAAAUGUUUGGAAACUAUUUGCUCCCUUCCAUUCAUUUUCCUCUGUCAUCCAAACACACAAAAAUGCAUUUUCCAUUCUAAUUCCCAAAGGGAAAGAAAGAAAAGAGAGGGAAAGAGAGCAAAACCUCAAGGUUCUUCACUAUUUCUUCACCUUGUUGUGUGUUCUUCAGUGGUGGAAGAUGGAGACUCUGAAAGCUGCGAUUCCAGAACCCCUGAAGCGAGUGAUCAGAGAAAGCACUGAGGAUGAUCUUCACAGCACAUGUUCCUCUCUCCACACCUUCUUCCUUCAGUUCGAGCCAUUUCACCAGAUGGUGGCUGAAUUGGCGGACCCGAAGUAUGCUCUGUGCGGUAAGAGUAAGGACGCUGCGUUGGAAUCCAAGCAGCUCGGUAAUCAGUGCUUCUUGAAUGCUGAUUAUGUGAAGGCGUUGGAUUGCUACACUCAGGCAUUGCGCAAGGCUCCUUUGGAGGUUGGUGGCAUGGAAAAUAAUCUGAUUGCAACAUUGUAUAUUAAUCGAGCUACUGUAUUGCAUAAAAUGAAUCUUUUAAUAGAAUGCUUGCGAGAUUGCAAUCGAGCUCUUCAGAUAUGUCCAAGCUAUGCAAAGGCAUGGUAUAGGAGAGGUAAGGCAAAUGCUUCAUCAGGAAAUUACAAAGAUGCUAUCUGUGACCUAAAUGUGGCUAAGAGUGUGGAAUCAUCAAUGAGUGGGAAAAGACAAAUAGAACAAGAGCUGAAAAUUAUUUUAGACAGAUGCAAGAGCACAAGUACAAUAGGGCAAGUACAACAUAAGGAGAACAGCUUGAAUACAGUGGGUGAGAUGCCCCAAAUAGAGCUACGGUGUGUCUCCAUGCCUGGUAAAGGAAGAGGCAUGGUGUCUUCAUGUGAUAUUUCACCAGGUUCUUUGGUUCACGCUGAAGAACCGUAUGCUAUGAUAAUAUUAAGGCAAUGCCGGGAAACUCAUUGCCAUUAUUGCUUGAAUGACCUACCUGCUGAUAAAGUUCCUUGUAUUUCAUGUUCAAUACCAUUCUAUUGCUCCCGCCAAUGCCAGAUACGGGCAGGUGGGAAAACAUACAGGGAUUACCCAGAAGAUAAUGGUAUUAUUAAAAACUUACCCAUUGAUCUUGUAGAAUAUGCUGCUGAGAUUAUUCAGGAAAAUGAGUAUGAACAAGGGAUUGAGGAUAUAACUGAACAUAAGCAUGAAUGUCAAGGUGUACACUGGCCUGCCGUACUACCGGCUGAGAUAGUUUUGGCUGGCCGAAUACUAGCAAGAUUUUUGUCAAAGAGCACAUCUGAAGAUACUACAAAGUUUGUGGAGAAGCUGGAGCUUUCUCAUUGUUACAAACAUAUGCCAUCUGAAAGCAAAUUGGAUUCUCAUAUAUACGCCGUUGUAUUAUUAUAUUGUCUUCAAUAUUCUUAUGGAACUAUGUUUUCCAUAGAUGGGGUCUCUUUGUCACAGGUUGUCAUAAUUAUUUCACAAAUUAAAGUGAAUUGUAUGACUGUUGCACGUUUAAAAUCAAUAGACACUCAUGGACUAUCAGAUCAGUCCCACGUACAAUUGACUAGUAAUGUGGAACAGGUCAGAGUGGGUAAAGCUAUUUAUAGAGCUGGCAGUUUAUUCAACCAUUCUUGCCAACCAAAUAUUCAUGCAUAUUUUCUUUCACGCACUCUCUAUUUACGAACCACAAAACUUGUAGCACCUGGGCAUGAGCUGGAAUUGUCUUAUGGUCCACAGGUUGGGCUGUGGGAUUGUAAAGAUCGCCUUAAAUUUCUCAAAGAAGAAUAUGCGUUUCAUUGUCAGUGUACUGGUUGUUCAGAAGUCAAUCUAUCUGACAUUGUCCUGAAUGCUUUUCAUUGUGCCAAUUCAAAUUGUUCUGGGGCGGUGUUGGAAAGCAGAGUACUUGACUGUGAAAAGCAGAAAAUCAGACACUCCCCUGCUGCUGACAAAGUUGACAAGAAUGAUGACAUUUAUGAAGUAUGCCGUCAUGCAUUCAACCAAAACAAUGCCUCCAUUCAUGUUCAACCUGGAUACUGUUUGAAAUGUGAUUCUUACUCUGACCUGGAGUUUUCACGUGCCGCGGUUGAUAAAGCCUUAAUAUGCAUAAAAAGGUUGCAGGAUGUGAUACUGUCAAAAGAAAUUGCAAAUACUUAUAUUUCAGAUGCUCUGAGAUCUCUUCAUUUACUGAGAGGAAAGUUGCAUGCAUGCAACAAGCUCGUUGCAGAGGCAGAAGACAACCUUGCCCAGGCUUUUUGUUCAGUGGGAGAAUUACAAUUAUCUCUAGAUCAUUGUAAAGCAUCUAUCCAGAUUCUGGAGAAACUAUAUGAUCCUGGUGAUAUUGUUAUUGCUUAUGAACUUGUGAAGCUAUCUUCCAUCCAGCUUUCCUUGGAUGAUGCUACUGCUGUGGACAGCAUUAGUCGAAUAGGUGAUAUCUUCUCACGUUAUUACGGUCUUCAUGCAGACUUGGCCUUCCCCUAUCUUCAAUACCUUAGGGAGAAAUUGAGAAAUUUUCAGCAAAGUGAGCCAUAAAAUGAUAGGAAAAGAUCUCUAAUCACAGCUUAAAUGAAAAGUCAUUUCAUAUGAAAGAUCUACGAUGACCUCAAGAAAGAUUACUCAAAGCUCAUCCAAGAAACCGUACAGAGACAUUUUCAGGUUGCUGGUUUUCCAGUAUGCUUUGGAUAUUUGGGACGCGGCCCAGGCUCACAGGCAAGAUAAAAGGUGAAUGGCAAAUCACGCUCUAGUACACGAAUUGAUGACUUGGGAGCAUGCAUACUCGUCUAUAUUCUAUAGUUAUUGUGCCCAAAGGAUAGGGGAAGGAUGUUAUGUAUGUAGAAAGAGAGAUUUAGCAAGUCCAGUUUUGCAUAUUAUUGGACACUUGGGAGUGGGGAUAUUCAAAGUUUCAAACAUGGACACUUCCUUAUUUUUUGGGUGAUGUGAGUGUUUUAGAUGUUUUUAAUCUUUUACCCCAAGGGGUUUGGCGUAGUGGAAGCAUGCUAGGUCCGGAAGGCUUGAGAGUGUGUAUAGGGUACUCCACAAGGAGGUUCCUGACUCGAUUUCUAGUGAAAAACAUCUCCUUGGGGAAGAGUUUUACCAUUUUGCUAUAACCUCUAGAUUGUGAAGUUUCCUCUCCACUGUUUUUGUGGAGUUUUAGAUGGGUGGAAUACUAGUACAAUUUUUUUAUAAAUUAUUCAAUAUACUUUUUUAUAA